This is a messenger RNA of Megachile rotundata (alfalfa leafcutting bee), 528 nucleotides long. RefSeq names its product trafficking protein particle complex subunit Trs33 (gene Trs33). NCBI's taxonomy places the organism in Eukaryota, Metazoa, Arthropoda, Insecta, Hymenoptera, Megachilidae. The record is from RefSeq and is a predicted model, not a curated record. Gene Ontology annotation, biological process: regulation of GTPase activity; endoplasmic reticulum to Golgi vesicle-mediated transport. Gene Ontology annotation, cellular component: TRAPP complex; cis-Golgi network; trans-Golgi network.
AUGAGACAACAAAUAAUUGAUGCGAAAAAUAGUUCUCAUAAUUCUGGAGAAGCUGAUGAAUGCCUUUUUGAGUAUUUACACACUGAGAUGGUCAACUACGCUCUAAGUAAAACAAGUAAAAAUAAGGAAGGGGAAGAAGAAUUAUCUCGACUUGAAUGGAUGGGAUUCAGUGUUGGAUACAGAAUUAUUGAACGAUUGACACGGGAAUGGAAUCGAUUUAAAGAUGAAUUGGAUAUGAUAAAGUUUAUCUGUACUGAUUUUUGGUCCAGUCUUUAUCAUAAACAAAUUGAUAAUUUACGAACAAAUCAUCAUGGUGUAUAUGUAUUGCAAGAUAACUCAUUUAGAUUAUUAGAUAAAAUAGGUACUAGUAACAAUAAACAAUAUCUUCAAGAAAGUCCAAGAUUACUAGCAUUUACUUGUGGACUUUUAAGAGGUAGUUUAGCAAAUCUUGGAAUUAUUAGUACUGUUAAUGCAGAGAUUGCUACAUUACCAAGUUGCAAAUUUCAUGUACAAGUGCAAAGAAUUUAA